AUGUCCACCGAGCAGCCCCUCCCCUUUGUCUACCAGUUCGCCGCAGGCGCAAUUGCGGGCGUCUCGGAGAUUCUUGUUAUUCAGCUGCAGACGGGCACGGGCACCGGUGCCGAGUCGUACAAUGGCAUGGUGGACUGCUUCCAGAAGAUUGUCCGCAACGAGGGCUUCUCGCGACUGUACCGCGGCAUCUCGGCCCCCAUCCUGAUGGAGGCUCCCAAGCGUGCGACCAAGUUCGCCGCCAACGACGAGUGGGGCAAGGUGUACCGCCGUGUCUUCAACCAGGCCCAGAUGACCCAGCCGCUGUCCAUCCUGACGGGAGCCACUGCCGGAGCCACCGAGGCCGUCGUCGUCGUGCCCUUCGAGCUCGUCAAGAUCCGCCUGCAGGACAAGGCCUCGGCCGGUCGCUACAAGGGCGCCCUCGACUGCGUCGCCCAGAUCAUCCGCAACGAGGGUCCCCUCAGCCUGUACCAAGGCCUCGAGAGCACCAUGUGGCGCCACAUCCUCUGGAACUCCGGUUACUUUGGCUGCAUCUUCCAGGUCAGGCAGCUCCUGCCUAAGGCCGAGAACAAGAGGUCCCAGACCAUCAACGACCUGCUCUCGGGUGCCAUCGGUGGAACCGUCGGUACGGUCCUCAACACCCCCAUGGACGUCGUCAAGAGCCGCAUCCAGAACACCCCCAAGGUCCCCGGCCAGAUCCCCAAGUACAACUGGGCCUGGCCCUCCAUCUUCACCGUCGCCCGUGAGGAGGGCUUCAGCGCCCUGUACAAGGGCUUCCUCCCCAAGGUCCUCCGUCUCGGUCCCGGCGGCGGCAUCCUCCUCGUCGUCUUCACCAACGUCAUGGACUUUUUCCGUUCGAUGCACUACAAGUCAUGA
This is a messenger RNA of Geosmithia morbida, 873 nucleotides long. Its product is annotated as solute carrier family 25 (mitochondrial 2-oxodicarboxylate transporter), member 21. The coding region runs from base 1 to 873 and encodes 290 amino acids. The transcript is spliced from 5 exons. Gene Ontology annotation, biological process: transmembrane transport. The record is from RefSeq and is a predicted model, not a curated record. Lineage: Eukaryota; Fungi; Ascomycota; Sordariomycetes; Hypocreales; Bionectriaceae.